Messenger RNA from Neodiprion virginianus, 2709 nucleotides. RefSeq names its product rap1 GTPase-GDP dissociation stimulator 1-B (gene vimar). Lineage: Eukaryota; Metazoa; Arthropoda; Insecta; Hymenoptera; Diprionidae. Gene Ontology annotation, cellular component: cytosol. The coding region runs from base 484 to 2382 and encodes 632 amino acids. Gene Ontology annotation, molecular function: guanyl-nucleotide exchange factor activity; protein binding. Gene Ontology annotation, biological process: positive regulation of GTPase activity. The transcript has 12 exons. The record is from RefSeq and is a predicted model, not a curated record.
UUGAGGCCGAUGUAGCGAAGUGAAGGGCAGAAAAUGAAACUCAAGUAUUUCAGCGUCAUUGGUCUUGGGACCGACGACUAAUUGAAUCGACCCGGUAUAUGUAGAAACGAUGGAACCGCCAGAACUUGCAGAGGCGAAUGAACGAGAGGGAAACAAGUGGAAAUAAAAUAACAAACGGACCCACUGUUAAGUCGUGAUGCAGCUGGUACAUCCGACCCAGAAAAGAUACCCGCCCCUCAAAGAUGUCUAAACGACGCCAUAUGAUCGGGAAAGACGGCUUACAGUUUUUCCUACGAGACUCCUAAAAGAUGCCUUAAAGAUGUCGAAAAGAUGGCGGAUGCAACAUUUUCCGACAUCUUUUAGCGUUCAAAGAAGACAUUUUGAAGACAUCCAUUAUUGGACGGCCUAGGGACGUCUUUCGAUGCAUGAAAAUUAUUAUCUUCUACAUCAAUUUCCUAACACAGACCAACACAACGUAAUAUUAUGGCUCACGAGUUCGUUAAAUGCGAGGUCAAAGGGGAAACAACGCACAAUAUUGACAAACUUUUCGGGGAGUUGCUCGAUGCCAUUAAAUCUGGGAAUGAAAUUAAAGAAAAUGGUAUCACAAACAUAAUGAAAAUACUGGACUCUCUGAUCAACGUUAGCAAAACAUCUGUCGGAGAAACAUUAGAGUUUGCUAUCGAUGAUGUAUUCCUGACACUUCUAAAGUACGAGUCACCAUUAAUCAUUGCGAAAACUACAAGAGCGAUAGCCGAAAUAGCUAAGACCGAUCGAGGGCGAGAGAAAUGUACAAACCCAGAAUUGAUUAAGGCUUUAGUAGAGUUAUUAAAAGGAGAAUAUGAUAUUGAUAUUCUGACACAAGCAUCUCGAGCUCUGGGAAAUAUUUGCUAUGAAAAUGACAAGGGAAAGAUGUUGGUGGACGAGCAGAAUGGAUUAACAUACAUUUUAACAGCCCUGAAAAUGGGGAUAAGUUUAGGUGAUGGUGAUGGAGCUGCUGGAUUGAGAAAUGUUGCUGCUGGCUUUUUACUGAACUUUCUUAUCAAUCAGACUGCCUUACAAAAAAAGGCCUUGGAUGACAACGUGCUGUCAGUUGUUUGCAGUAUUUUAGAAACUGACGGCACCACAUCUGGCGAAGCAGCAACCCAUGCCAUGUUGAUAUUAGGAAUAUUAACCGAUUUGGGGCAGGAGGUUCUGGAUGAAAGAUUAACUAAAAUACUUGUUAAUAUAUUAGCGAGUGAUGCAUCACCAGAAUUAUCAGAAAUGUGCCUAGAGCUGUUACAUGGACAAGCAGAAAAUGAAAGUACAAAAUUAUUACUAGCAAAAGCUGGUGUGUGCGAAUUACUAUUAAAACUAUUAGAAAAACAUGGUCCACGCUGUACAGACGAAGAGGCGCGAUCAGUGUUGAAAGUCGCUUGCGAUUUGAUUGUCUUAAUUCUUACUGGAGAUGAUAGUAUGGAUGUUCUCUACAACGGUAGCAAUGGAGAAGUAUAUAAGAAGCUGGUCGACUGGUUGGAAAGUGACGACGAGGAUCUGCAGCUUGCGGCUGUUUUGGCAAUGGGAAAUUUUGCCAGAAGUGAUACGCAUUGCGAGCUCAUGGUUACUCAAGGAGUCCAUCGAAAAUUGUUGCGGCUUCUGAGCAAAAAUGAUAAUAGAAACUGCCCCAUAAGAUUACAACAUGCUUUGCUCAGCGCCCUUCGUAAUCUUGUCAUUCCUUCCUGCAACAAAGCACUGGUAUUAGCGGAUGGUCUCGUCGAUGUUGUUUAUCCUAUGUUAGAUAUUCCCACGUUUCCUGUUGUAUUCAAACUGCUGGGCACACUAAGAAUGGUCAUCGAUGGGCAACAAGAGGCCGCGAUUUCCUUGGGUAAAAGAGAAGAUCUCAUUAAAAGAACAGUUGAAUGGUGUGGUACAGAGGAUCAUCCAGGAGUACAAGGUGAAGCCAAUCGUUUAUUAGCUUGGCUAAUCAAAAAUAGCAGAGAUAAAGAAGUCGCAUCGUUAAUUAUAAGUCACGGAGCUAUUAAACAUUUGGUCAAAAUGUUGACUGCUCAACAUGCUUUAAUGCAGAAUGAGGCAUUGCUAAGCUUGACUAUACUCACAACUAUAAGCUUAGUGGAAUCUCAAACACCUGUGAUUGAAGCAGAGAUCGGGUCGACAAUUCGCGAUUUUCUUGAUAAACAUGGUCCUCAGAUUGAGUCUCCUAUAAUUUAUAAUACCGUAGCGUUGACCGAUAGCCUUGUGAAAUCAGAUGUGAUAAAAGAGCAUUUGGUAAAGUCGGCGUUGCCCGCAGCGUGGAAGAAACUGCUUAAAAUUCGUGCUGCAAACAUUCCCGACUUGAUGGAAAAAGUUAUGCCACUAUGCCUUUUGAUGGGCGCAGAAAUUGAUUAACUAAUGAAUACUGGAGCAGGGAUUGAGGGGGUGCAGAUAAGGCUCCAAUAGGUCUACAAUUCGCGGCCGAGCUUGCGAAACGUCGAUUACGUAAAAAUCGCGGGACAAACUUUAGUAGAAUCUUUAAAUCUCUUUACUCUAGUAAUUAUAUGAGUGUGUCUUACAAUUAUCACCCAGAGUUUUAUCUAAAGUUUCGUAUAAAUGUCUCUCUGAGCCUGCAUCCUCUUAAAGUCAGCAAAUUCAGGUAUAAAAAAAAAAAAUCCAAAAAAUCGUGGUUUCAUGUAAAGUGUUAUCUCUUCUGCCAUAAUAGGUGUUGAUAUUUCGCAU